GGGGCAGCAGCCGGGCCGCGUCGGCGGCCGGGGGCCUGGCGCCAGGAUGAGCAGCGGGGUCGGCGGCCGCUCGCCCCACAGCAUUAACUGCGCGCUGCCCACCAUCCCCUCCAGCAAACUGCCCGACCUGUGCUUCCUCAGCCGGGGCGCCUACGGCACCGUGUCCUCGGCGCGCCACGCCGACUGGAGGGUCCCGGUGGCCGUCAAGUGCCUGCAGGGGCCGCUGCUAGACAGUGAAAGAACCAAUCUCUUAAAAGAAGCGGAGAUUUUACACAAAGCCAGGUUCAGUUAUAUUCUUCCAAUUUUGGGAAUUUGCAAUGAGCCUGAAUUUCUGGGAAUAGUGACUGAAUACAUGACAAAUGGUUCAUUAAACCAACUUAUACAUGGGAAAAAUGCGUAUCCUGACAUUGCGUGGUCACUGCGAUUCCGUAUUCUGUAUGAAAUUGCUUUGGGAGUGAAUUAUCUGCACAAUAUGAGUCCUCCAUUGCUGCACCAUGAUUUGAAGACCCAAAAUAUUUUACUGGAUAGCGAGUUUCAUGUUAAGAUUGCGGAUUUUGGUUUAUCGAAAUGGCGCAUGGUGUCCACAUCACAAUCACGAGGUGACAAAUCUCUGCCAGAGGGAGGGACUAUUAUCUACAUGCCACCUGAAGACUAUAAUCCCAAUCAGAAAACCCGUGCAAGUGUAAAGCAUGAUAUAUACAGCUAUGCCAUUAUUAUGUGGGAAGUGAUGUCAAGAAAACAGCCUUUUGAAGAAGUUAUAAACCCCUUGCAGAUUAUGUAUAGUGUGUUACAAGGAAAGCGACCAGACACUAGUGAAGAAACUUUAUCAAUGGACAUACCCCACCGAGUGCUGAUAGUAACAUUAAUGGCAAGUGGAUGGGCACAAAAUCCAGAUGAAAGACCUUCUUUUUCAAAAUGCUUAAUAGAUCUUGAACCAGUGCUGAGAACAUUUGAUGAGAUAUCUAUGCUUGAAGCAGUAAUUCUCUUAAAGAGAGAUAAGUCAAAAUAUGAGUCUCAGUGUAUUCGCUUCAGUCACAAGACAGCCGAUGUGGAGCUGACAUCUGUAAAUAUACCUCUGAAUCUUAGUCCACAGGAGGAAACGUGUGCUCCCUUCCUACAAAGUGGUGCACUCCCCCUCCGGAGCAUGUCACCUGAAUUACCAAGACUCAAAUCUAUACCAAAGUAUAAUAUCCUCUCAACAGGUAAAGACAACAGUUCUGAAGGACCAUGCUCUCUUGUUAGCAUGGAUGAAAAUAUCUCUCCAGCCCAGAGUGCUAAAUUGUAUGUGCCCUACCACAGCUACCCAUCCUCAUCUGGUGCAGAUCGUUCAGACGCAUCAAAUCCUAUGACACACAUGCUGCAGUCAUCAGCACUUAUCUCAGGUUUUGCUGUGGAAUCUAUGCAACAGGAUGUAGCUCACCAGUGGAUCCAAAUUAGGAGAGAGGACAUUGUCAGCCAGAUGACUGAAGCAUGUCUGAACCAGUCUCUGGAUGCCCUCCUAUCAAGGGAUUUAAUCAUGAAAGAAGACUAUGAACUUAUUAGCACCAAACCUACGAGGACAUCAAAAGUCCGACAACUGCUCGAUACUACUGACAGCCAAGGAGAGGAGUUUGCUAAAGUUAUAAUACAAAAGUUGAAAGACAAUAAGCAGAUGGGCCUUCAGCCUUACCCAGAUUUGUCAUCUGCCUCUAAGAUUGCAUCUUUAAAUUUAUCAUAUCAGUAUAAAACCAUGUAAAUGUUUCCUUACAAGUAGGUUUCUGUUUCUGAAAGAUUACUUUACAUCUGUAUUCCUUUGGUCUGUAUUGCACUUAUAUAAGUCCGGUAAGCGAAAGAAUUAGAUGUAACUAAGGUUACAUUGUAAAGUUAAAACUUUUGAAGAGCAACUGGAAAGAUAUACACUCUAAUGAAGUAUUUGAAAGUAUUUUGUUUAUACAUAAAAAGAGAAAAUGUUCCCUAUUCUCUAUUUUAAAUAAUCAUAAUUAUUCCAUUUAUAAAUAUUCUUUAAGUUGUAACUGUCUUAAAAUGAUGGGGAUGCUGCUCACUCACUGUCAUGGUAGGAUUGAUAUAAAAGGAAAAAACCCUACAACAAAACCUGUAGAGUUCUGCCAAUGUUCAUUGCUGUUGUAAGCUAUUUUCACAUUACCCUUCUGGGUAGAUUUGUUCCUUCCUAAAGAACACUAAGUCUGCCAUACGCCUGUAUUUAGAUUUUAAUUUUGUCUCUCCACUCAAGUAGUUAGUAGUGGUAAAUCUAAUGAUACAAGACCUGCACUUGCUCCCAUUUCAGUCAAAGGGAGUGUGAUGGGAUCCACAGACCAGCAUGUGAUCUGGUAGAAUGUUGCUGUCUUAACUCAUCGCUUGUCUCCACAAGCUUGACACAGAAUCACAUUUGAAAUGUUGAAUGUUGCAUUUGAUUCCUCAAGCUUCUAAUUCCAGUUUAUUUUUAAUGUCUACAUAACCUGCAGUAAGCAGUGAUUUUAUGUGGUGUAUAAUGAUCAAGCAUAUGCUGCCCAGGUGGGUUAGCAGUAACACAAUAAACACACAUGACCUCCUUUGACACACAAGCACUAAGAGUGCUGCAGAGCCAGUGUACUUACUUCCUGGAGGAAAAGUGUUGUGUGCUGAUCUGUAGCAGUCCCCUCUGGACAGAGUAAAUAUCAGCACUGAAAAUAGUGCUGUUCAGCACUUCUAUAGCUGAGAGGGCAGCUCCAGUCAGGCCAAUGGGGCUGUGAGGGUUUGGGGGUGGGGGAGAAUUCUGUGCUUGCCUGAGGCUUUCAGUUUGGUGGGCAAUGCCCCUUUCUUACCCCCUCUCUCCCUCAAAACUACACCCUUGGUGUUCCACCUUUCUUGUUUUGAGAGAAGGCCAUUGGUGAAAGAGAAGUCUGAGAGGAGGAAUCUGAUUUUGUUUUAAUUCUCUUUAGCACAAUUAAUACAGCGUAAAUGGUUAUAAAUCC
This is a messenger RNA of Chelonoidis abingdonii (Abingdon island giant tortoise), 2951 nucleotides long. It is a transcript of the gene RIPK2, whose product is annotated as receptor interacting serine/threonine kinase 2. The record is from RefSeq and is a predicted model, not a curated record. Gene Ontology annotation, molecular function: ATP binding; JUN kinase kinase kinase activity. Gene Ontology annotation, biological process: innate immune response; protein phosphorylation; regulation of apoptotic process. NCBI's taxonomy places the organism in Eukaryota, Metazoa, Chordata, Testudines, Testudinidae.